CCCGAGGGCGGGCCGCAGCGCCGCCAGCCGCCGGGGCUCAGCGGCGGCCCUGAGAUGGCGGCUGCGGGGCAGCGGCAGCAGGAGCAGCGGCGGCGGCUCGAGGCGCCGGGGGGGCUGUGCCGCUCCUAAUCGGCGUCCGGCCCCCGUGCCAUGGCGACGAGCCGCGGCGGGCGGCUGGCCUGAGGCGGCGACAGCGGAGGGCGCGGUGACAGCCCAGCGGGGGGCCCCGCCGCGGGGGCCGCGACCCGCGCCGCCGGGGAUGUGGCGGUGGGUCCGGCAGCAGCUGGGUUUUGACCCACCGCAUCAAAGCGAUACACGAACUAUUUAUAUAGCAAAUCGUUUUCCCCAGCAUGGCCAUUAUGUUCCUCAGAAAUUUGCAGACAACAGAAUCAUAUCAUCCAAGUAUACAGUGUGGAAUUUUGUUCCAAAGAACUUAUUUGAGCAGUUCAGAAGAGUAGCCAACUUUUAUUUUCUGAUCAUAUUUUUGGUUCAGCUCAUGAUAGAUACCCCUACCAGUCCUAUUACCAGUGGAUUGCCAUUAUUCUUUGUCAUAACUGUGACAGCCAUAAAACAGGGUUAUGAAGACUGGCUACGGCAUAAAGCAGAUAAUGAAGUAAACGGUGCUCCAGUUUAUGUUGUUCGAAGUGGUGGACUUGUAAAAACUAGAUCUAAAAACAUUCGGGUGGGGGACAUAGUGAGAGUAGCCAAAGAUGAGACUUUUCCUGUUGAUCUGGUGCUUCUAUCUUCUGAUCGAGUGGACGGUUCAUGCCAUGUUACUACAGCAAGUUUGGAUGGCGAGACGAAUCUUAAGACACAUGUUGCAGUCCCAGAAACAGCAGUGUUACAGUCUGUUGCCAACCUGGACAAACUUGUAGCUGUUAUAGAAUGUCAGCAGCCAGAAGCAGAUCUAUACAGAUUUGUUGGAAGAAUAACUAUAAGUCAACAAAUUGAGGAAAUAGUACGACCUCUUGGGCCUGAAAGUCUCUUACUUCGUGGAGCAAGAUUAAAAAACACUAAAGAAAUAUUUGGUGUUGCAGUGUAUACAGGUAUGGAGACAAAGAUGGCAUUAAAUUACAAGAGUAAAUCUCAGAAACGGUCAGCAGUAGAAAAGUCUAUGAAUUCAUUUUUGAUUAUUUAUCUAAUAAUCCUCCUCUUUGAAGCCAUUCUGAGCACUAUUCUAAAGUAUGCAUGGCAAGCUGAAGAAAAAUGGGAUGAGCCUUGGUAUAAUGGAAAAACAGAGCAUGAAAGGAACAGCAGUAAGAUUCUGAGAUUUAUUUCAGAUUUCCUUGCUUUUCUGGUACUUUACAAUUUCAUUAUACCUAUUUCACUUUAUGUGACUGUUGAGAUGCAGAAGUUUCUUGGAUCUUUUUUUAUUGGCUGGGAUCUUGACCUCUAUCAUGAAGAAACAAACCAGAGAGCACAAGUAAAUACAUCAGACCUCAACGAGGAAUUAGGACAGGUAGAGUAUGUGUUUACAGACAAAACCGGUACAUUAACUGAAAAUGAGAUGCAGUUUCGGGAGUGCUCCAUUAAUGGCAUAAAGUACCAGGAGGUCAAUGGUAAACUAACACCAGAGGGGUUUUCUGAAGAUUCUCCAGAUGGAAACAGACAUAGUUUGAUGAAAGAGGAAGAACUCUUCUUGAAAGCAGUUUGUCUUUGUCAUACAGUACAGAUCAAUGCAGAUCAAACAGAUGGUGCUGAUGGUCCCUGGCAUGCCAAUGGAAUAGCAUCCCCUUUGGAGUAUUAUGCUUCUUCACCAGAUGAGAAAGCUUUAGUUGAAGCAGCAAGCCGGGUUGGAGUAGUAUUUACUGGAACUAGUGGGGACAGCAUGGAAGUAAAAAGCCUUGGAAAACCAGAAAGGUAUAAGUUGCUUCAUGUUUUGGAGUUUGAUCCAAAUCGCAGACGAAUGAGUGUCAUUGUAGAGAGUCCCUCAGGAGAAAAGCUUUUAUUCACAAAGGGAGCAGAAUCUUCUAUUCUUCCUCGUAGUAAGAGUGGAGAAAUAGACAAAACAAGGGUACACGUGGAUGAAUUUGCUUUGAAAGGACUAAGAACUCUGUGUGUAGCCUAUAGAAGAUUCACACCGGAAGAAUACCAGGAAAUUGGCAAACGCCUUCAUGAAGCCAGGACUGCUUUACAACAACGGGAAGAAAGAUUAGCAGAUGUAUUCAACUUCAUAGAAAGGGAUCUGGAAUUACUUGGAGCUACGGGAGUAGAAGACAAACUGCAGGAGAAAGUCCAAGAAACUAUAGAAGCACUCAGAUUGGCUGGUAUCAAAGUGUGGGUUCUCACUGGAGAUAAGCACGAAACAGCUGUUAGUGUCAGUUUAUCAUGUGGACACUUUCAUAGAACCAUGAACAUCCUUGAACUUGUGCAGCACAAAUCAGACAGUACAUGCGCAGAGCAACUGAGGCAGCUAGCCAAGAGAAUAAAGGAAGACCAUGUUAUCCAGCAUGGACUAGUUGUGGAUGGGACCAGCCUCUCUCUUGCACUCAGGGAACAUGAAAAACUGUUCAUGGAAGUUUGUAAAAACUGUUCUGCAGUGUUGUGCUGUCGCAUGGCACCCCUUCAGAAAGCAAAGGUAGUGCGACUAUUAAAAACAUCUCCAGAAAAACCUAUAACAUUAGCAAUUGGUGAUGGUGCUAAUGAUGUGAGCAUGAUACAAGAAGCACACGUUGGCAUAGGAAUCAUGGGCAAGGAAGGAAGACAAGCUGUCAGAAAUAGUGACUAUGCAAUAGCACGGUUUAAAUUCCUCUCCAAGUUGCUUUUUGUUCACGGACACUUUUACUAUAUUAGAAUAGCAACCCUUGUACAGUACUUUUUUUAUAAGAAUGUGUGCUUUAUUACACCACAAUUUUUAUAUCAGUUCUUCUGUUUGUUUUCACAACAAACACUCUAUGACAGUGUAUACCUGACCUUGUACAAUAUUUGUUUCACUUCCUUGCCUGUCCUCAUCUACAGUCUUUUUGAACAGCAUGUGCAUCCGCAUGUAUUACAGAGUAAACCUGUGCUCUAUCGAGACAUCAGUAAAAAUGCUCAUCUAGGGUAUAAACCAUUUCUUUACUGGACGAUCUUGGGCUUCUUUCAUGCAUUUAUUUUCUUUUAUGGCUCAUAUCUUCUAAUGGGAGAAGACACUUCACUGCUGGGAAAUGGCCAGCUAUUGAAACCUAACAGGCAAAUGAUGUUUGGAAACUGGACAUUUGGUACUUUGGUCUUCACCGUUAUGGUUAUAACUGUGACGAUGAAGAUGGCACUAGAAACUCACUUCUGGACAUGGAUAAACCAUUUUGUUACUUGGGGAUCCAUUGUAUUUUAUUUCAUAUUCUCCUUAUUUUAUGGGGGAAUUAUCUGGCCAUUUUUACAUACCCAGGAUAUGUACUUUGUAUUUGUUCAACUGUUGUCAAGUGGUUCUGCUUGGUUUGCCAUAAUCCUCAUAGUAGUUGCUUGUUUGUUUCUUGAUGUUGUGAAGAAAGUUCUGUACCGACAUCUACAACCAACGAGUACUGAAAAAGCUCAGAUGUACUCCAACAGAGUUGCUUUAAGUGACGAGUUCAUCGCACUGCAGCCAUUGUCCAGGGCAAGGAAUCAGCUGAGCAAAAUUAGCUUACUGAGACAAGUUCAGGUAUCAACUGCUUGGACUCCAUGUGCUGCUUCUCAGAUGGGGAAACAGCAUGCACAUCUGUUAGAAGAAUGCUGGAACGACUAAUGGGAAGAUGUAGUCCAACCCGGGUCAACAGGUGUGGAAUUUCUCUCAAUAGCCUUUGCUGCAGACGAUUCUCCUAUAAACUGGAACCUGAUGAGCCUGCAGCUAUAGAUGUCUAGCAAACCAGCUGCAGGUUUUGUUUAUUUAAGUAGGAAAUGCAACACUUUAUUGUACUUUAUUCAUCCUCAAAGAUAAGUUUCUUGCUUCUUUUUGAGUGCUUUCUUUUGGGGUGGGGAGGGGGAAAAACGGUUUUCAAAAAAUUUCUGUUAAAAUGUUUAGUUUGGCUUAGUACAAGUUCUUGCAUUGUAUCUAUCAUAAUUUCUCUUGAUUUUUUUUUUUUGUACAUUCUUCUCUUUAGAUAAUCGAGCCUCGCUGCUGCUUUUAUUCUCCUGUUUUAUGAUUUUUUGCCUUCACGAAUCAGGAGUUGUUUGUAAAGUCGAAAGACUUUUCCCCUUGGUUCUUGAUGUACAACCUCCAAAUAUUUACCUUGGAGCUUGAAUUACUCCUGAAGAUAUAGAAAAGGCUCACACCCCCUCCUUGAAUAUAACGUUAUUGUUAUAAGGAAAGUCUUUAAUCUUGCAGCCAUUGAUUGAUAUGGAGAUUAAAUAUUUUUGUAGAAUAACUUUUAUAAUCUAUUUCUAAAAUCAGUGUAAUUGACAGAACAGAGCCAUCAGGUUCUAAGAAUUUUAAACAUUUUUUCAGUUCUAGAAGGUUUAUUGUCAAAAUCAUGUGUGCCAUUCCAAAGUAUGUGCUAAAUAAAUCUUUUCCUUCACAAACCACAUGUAAAACAAACCUCAGUGGGAUAAAAGCACGUUAUAAUAAUCAAAUACUUCUGGGGAACGAUACCGUUCUUGCAGUGAGCAAAACUGUGGGGGGAAAAAGCUCUUACUAAAUCUGCUCAUGUGCCAUCUCCUCCCCAUUUCCAAAUAGAGAGGGCUGACUAACAAGCAUGGAAAUAUUUGGGGGUAGAAAUAAAAAUGUUUUUUUGUACAUCGUAAUCUCAAUCCCUGAAUGAUAUCAUGGUCCUUCAUUGGUCAAAAGGCAAACAUGAAAAAGUUGCACUUCACGCGUUUUCAAGGAAACUCAUUUUGUAUUUGACACUUUGUCUCUUUUCGUUAAAGGUCAUGAUAUCAUUCGUUCAGUAUGAAAUCUUGUGUGGGUAAUACUCACUGACAAGCUUUGUCAGUUCUGAUUUUGCCUUUAGGUAUUGACGUGGUAUGUAGUACAUCCCUGUUUUGAACUCCUGUGUUGAACACCGUGUCUGUGGUUUCCGUUGGUUUCUCUCAUUUGGCUUGCUUAUGAAAUUUACUCAGCAUUUCUACAAAUCUAGGGUAUGAUUAUGCAAAAUGUUUCAUUCCAUAUGAAAAAAUGAACUGUUAUGAUGAAUUAAGUACAUUUUUAAUUAAACUCUUGCUGUAUAGAAGGCGGGCAUGAUGUGUAAAAUAAACAAUUUAAUAGAAUUCUUAAUCUACCAGAUGAGCAUUUAAUUGGUCUAAAAAUCAACAUUUUGGUGGCAUUUGCGCUAAGGUCUUGUGGCUUUUUUUUUUUUUCUGUGUUUUUUUCACCACUUCUCUGUAAAACUGUGCUUUCCAAAUGAAACACUUCUCAUGCUAUUUUUUUCAUUUAUUGUUAUCUAAUUAGAGCAGAUUUUUUGGCUAACAUUUCCUUUAGUAAUGUGUAGCUUUACAAGGUAGGUAUUCUAUGUUUCUGCAAUGAAUUUACACUUUUACGAUUUCCUUUUUUCACGCAGUCUGAUUUUCUUUAACUUAAAAGUAUUUAUUGAAGAUGAAUCAUAUUUGACAGAAUAUUAAGCAUUUUUUGAAGACUGUUUUUUCUCAGGUUUCGUGUCUGUUUACCUCGUGAUUUUCAAAUGAAGUUACACCUAGCUAAAUAACUUAGAUGUUCUAACAAUUCUGAAGUUAGUAUUAUGUUUAAUGAUUAUGCAAAAUUGUAGUGGUGCUGCAGUAGGGCUUGAAGCUCCGUAGCUUUUGCUUUUGCCUCUGGUUGAAAUUACUUUGAACCACUUUCUCUUUUCACUUAAUUUUCUGUACAGUAGAACCACAAAGAAAACUUUUUAUUUCAGCCUUUUCUCCAGUGACUUCAGUUGCCUCCACUUAAAACCUAGUCUAAAAGUCAAGACUGUUUACAUUCUUCCCUUACACUUGCCUUAUAAUAUGUGAAAGUCUGUUUAUUUCUUAGUGUAGUAAUUGCUUUGAUCACAUAUGGCAGGUGUAAGUUGAGAAAUCCCGAAGGUACAGUUAGAAAAGCUAUGUGGUAAUUUAAAAAUGUUUGUAAAUCUUCUUGAGCUGCUUUCAUUGCACUUAAAAGCUGAUGUCUUAGAUCACACAGUCACAAGCAGGACAGUCUCUUGCAUACUUACGCUGUAGCAGCUUCAUAUUCAACCAGGAGACAGCAGCAAAUUGUGAGCAUGCUGUGGAAUGAUGAGCAGUAUUUUAAAUAAUAUUGAUGUAGAUAGGUUGUGUUGUAUUUUGUGUUCCCGAUACUCUGUCAAAUAUGAUAUUCUGUCAAAUAUGAUAACUGAACAUGAAAUCAAAUAUGGUAUCAAAUUGUGAUAGAAAUGUUGAAUCAAAGUUGUGCAAAUGCUUGGAGUAGAGGGCUACAGGAAUUCAGUACUUACUGCUUGCAAAACGUAUUCAAGAAGUAUUUUCUAUAGUUUCAUUCACCAGUUAGAAUAUAAUAUGUGUGGUGUAGUAUGAUGAAAUGCAUUUUUGUCUGUUUGUUCCAUUAAAUUGUCUGUCAGUUUGUCAGUCACUGCAAUACGAAGAAUGCUGGAUCACAUACAUUCUUGUACAGUAGGCUCAUUACUGUGUUGUUGGCUCUGCCAUUAGUACUCGUGUCAAGGCACUGCAUGUAACAGUUCUAAAGAAACAGCAGAUUUCUGACAGAGGCAAAUUUGGAGGAUAAGUUUGUUAUACUUGGAUUUCCUGCAUUCCAACCCUUUAUUUUUUAGCUUUUCACAUACAGUCCUAUUCAACCAAGAACAGUGGCCCCUCUAAAGUGUUUCUUCUCAAAAACCUGUCCUUCAGAGAGAGACGUUGCAAGAUCACUUCUGAAUCAAGAGUCAUGACGUGUUAGAUAGUUUUCCUGAUGUCUUAAAUUUUAACUUAAAUAUAACAGUAAGGGUUGAAAUAAACUCAUGGCUGCAGAUAAGGUUUUGCUCAACUUGAGACAGCACGGGCGUUUCAUGUUAGAACAGCAGUCUACUGGUAUGCUGUGGUUAGCUGUGCUUACCACAGCGCUUUGCUAGAAUGACCUUAGGCAAUCAAACCGUAGCCUUCACAGUGCCUGAACUUAGUGUGCAACAUUUGUGAGGCCCAGUACUAAAACCAGUUGGAAAGCUGGCCUGUAAACUUCUGGUCACUUCAGUUUAAAGCAGUGAAAAUACCUGUAGCUCAGAGUAACUUUACCUUUCUGGCAAGCAUGGGAUUUUUAACUACAUAGUUGGCUCUAUUAACUAUAGCGUACUUACAAAAGUUUAAAUGAAUUGCAGUUUUUUACAUAAAACUAAUAGAUUAGUCUGUAAAGAGCUACAUUUGUCUAAUCUCCUAACAUUUUUAUCUUUGCUUUCAUAGACUUUGCUCCUUGCCUCUAGAUUAUAAAUUCCCAGUCAGCCAAACUUUUCUUUUAUUGUUACUUUAGAUCAUGGAGUUCAUCGGAUCCCUUCUAUGCCAACGACAGAAGCAUCUUGACUCUCUCCACAAUGGACUCACCCACUUGUUAACAGGGACAUUUGUAAAUGCCUUGUGGAAGCCAUGUGGUGCUCACAUACCUAUAGUAGGUUUUGAAGUGAGUUCAAUGCUGCAUCCCUGCCAGACAGGACUUAUAGCAUGACUUAAAGACAAACUGUGGCUUGUCUUGUGGCCUAGCAUAACAGUCAUCUGGACUGUAAUUGCUUCCAAUAGUUUUUCUAAUCAUAUCCACAAGUUGCUAAGUAAUUUUUGUAAGGAAUACGUUUACCUCUGACAUUUAAUCUUUUUUUGUUACCAUGUUAGCAGAUUGGAAUCUUGUAUUUGAUACUUGAGACAUUGAUGUAACACGGUGUCAAAAUCUUUCUUCUCCCAAAUCCAUAUGAUUCAAUAGAACUGAAUUGGCAAAAUGAAACUUUAUAAAGUCUCAUUUUUCAUGAUGACCCUUCACUUUACAUACACACACUCACGCACUCAUUUUGAACCUGUUUCUUACAGAUGCUGUCUUAACGGUUUGCAAAUCAAUCUUAUUUCCAUGGGUGCUUACUGUAGUGUAUAAGCACUCAAUACUUUUGAGAGUGAAAUACAAUUCGAAUAUUUAUGCUGGUGGAUGAAUGGCAACAUAUUAGUCAUCACUGAAAAGCAGCUAGCUUACAGAUCAGUAAUUUGGAAUCGUAAGGGAUGUAACAGUACAAUUCAGAAGCCAGUCAUCUUUUCUAAUGCUCUGUGUUUUGUUACAACAAUUCACGAACUUGACAUGGAAAAUUGGGAAAGAAAUUGUGGAUUGUGCAGUUGUCUCACUAGCAUAAAUUUUUUGAAUGAGUAAUCCUUUUAACGCUGGGGAAUCUUUGCAUGUUUUCUUUUUCAUGUAUUUAUAUUUGGUCAUGUUGUACUUCAAAGAUGCAAUUAAUGCUUAAUUAUCUUCAUAUAUCUAAAGGAUCUGAGACAUUGGUGGCAAUGUUUUGAUACCUAAGUAUGCCAAUAAAAACAGAUUGCACAGAUGCAACUUUGAAUGGCA
Messenger RNA from Oxyura jamaicensis (ruddy duck), 8425 nucleotides. It is a transcript of the gene ATP11B, whose product is annotated as ATPase phospholipid transporting 11B (putative). Gene Ontology annotation, molecular function: ATP binding; ATP hydrolysis activity; ATPase-coupled intramembrane lipid carrier activity. The coding region runs from base 260 to 3703 and encodes 1147 amino acids. The record is from RefSeq and is a predicted model, not a curated record. Gene Ontology annotation, biological process: phospholipid translocation. NCBI's taxonomy places the organism in Eukaryota, Metazoa, Chordata, Aves, Anseriformes, Anatidae. The transcript has 31 exons. Gene Ontology annotation, cellular component: recycling endosome; plasma membrane; endoplasmic reticulum.